This is a messenger RNA of Elgaria multicarinata webbii, 7530 nucleotides long. RefSeq names its product calmodulin regulated spectrin associated protein family member 2 (gene CAMSAP2). The transcript has 18 exons. Gene Ontology annotation, biological process: cytoplasmic microtubule organization; neuron projection development; negative regulation of microtubule depolymerization. Gene Ontology annotation, molecular function: calmodulin binding; spectrin binding; microtubule minus-end binding. Lineage: Eukaryota; Metazoa; Chordata; Lepidosauria; Squamata; Anguidae. The record is from RefSeq and is a predicted model, not a curated record. The coding region runs from base 26 to 4498 and encodes 1490 amino acids. Gene Ontology annotation, cellular component: microtubule minus-end.
GGGCCGGGGUAGGGAAGGAAAAAAAAUGGGGGAUGCUGCAGACGUCAAGGAGAUGAAAAAGACGUUCAUUGUCCCUGCCAUCAAACCGUUUGAUCAUUACGACUUCGCUCGAGCGAAAAUCGCCUGUAAUUUAGCGUGGCUGGUGGCCAAAGCCUUUGGGACAGAAAAUGUUCCAGAGGAGCUCCGAGAACCAUUUUAUACGGAUCAGUAUGACCAGGAACAUAUUAAACCUCCUGUUGUUAAUUUGCUGCUAUCUGCUGAACUCUACUGUCGUGCUGGGAGUCUUAUUCUCAAGAGUGAUGCUGCCAAACCACUCCUGGGUCAUGAUGCCGUUAUCCAAGCCUUGGCACAAAAAGGUCUCUAUGUUACUGACCAAGAGAAAUUGGUAACGGAGAGAGACUUGCACAAGAAACCCAUUCAGAUGAGUGCUCAUUUGGCUAUGAUUGAUACUCUGAUGAUGGCAUAUACCGUAGAAAUGAUCAGCGUGGAAAAAGUGAUUGCAUGUGUACAGCAGUAUUCCUCCUUCUUCCAAGCUACAGACCUGCCCUAUGACAUAGAAGAUGCUGUCAUGUUCUGGAUAAAUAAGGUAAAUGAACACUUAAAAGACAUCAUGGAGCAGGAGCAAAAACUGAAAGAGCAUCACACUGUAGAAACUCCAGGAGGUCAAAAGUCUCCUUCCAAAUGGUUUUGGAAACUGGUUCCUGCUCGCUAUAGGAAGGAACAAACUCUGCUUAAGCAGCUGCCCUGCAUUCCAAUGGUGGAAAACCUGCUGAAGGACGGUACAGAUGGCUGCGCUUUAAGUGCCCUGAUCCAUUUUUACUGCCCAGAUAUCGUCAGAUUGGAGGAUAUCUGUUUGAAGGAAACUAUGUCGUUAGCUGACAGCUUGUAUAAUCUGCAACUUAUGCAGGAAUUUUGUCAGGAAUAUUUGAACCGUUGUUGCCAUUUCACCCUUGAGGAUAUGCUCUACGCUGCUUCUUCAAUAAAGAGUAAUUAUUUGGUGUUCAUGGCAGAGCUGUUCUGGUGGUUUGAAGUAGUGAAGCCGUCCUUUGUCCAGCCUCGAGUUGUCGUUCAUCCUGAAGCUGAGCCUCCAAAAGAAGCAUCCUCUCUUCCUGCCACAAAUGCCAAUAGAAGAAACUACCCAGGUGAUUCACUUGAUUCUGACAUGAUACCCAGUGUGGAGGUUCCAGUAUUUGCACCGUCUCAUCAGAUCCCACAUGCUACCUGUGCUCACCAGCAGCCUUAUUCAUCUGCCUCAGGCAGCAUUAGAAGAUCUACAUCUAUGUCUUAUAUGGAUGGAUAUGUAGGGACAUGGCCCAAAGAAAAAAGAUCUUCAGUGCAUGGAGUUUCAUUUGAUAUUUCUUUUGAUAAAGAGGAUAGCAUCCAUAUGACAGCUCCAAACAGAGGAAUCACUCGAUCUCUCAGUAAUGAAGGACUUGCACAAAAUACUAAUCGUAUGCCCAGACAUAUUAGAAAGAACCUAUCCUUCAAGCCUGUAAAUGGUGAAGAGGAAAGUGAAGAUAUUGAAGAAGAAAAGGAUGUAGAAUUUUGCAGUGGUCUAGAGGCUAAUAGCAAUCAAAGGAAUGCCAACCAGGUUAGCCCAUACAGCCUACCAAAUGGAGCGCUGCAGAACAGGUUGGUUAUGGAUGAAUUUGGCAAUCAGGUUGAGACACCAAGCAUUGAGCAAGCUUUGCAGAUAAUCCAUCAUAGUGAGAAAUCUCCCAGUGUUACUCAGCCAGAGCAAUUUACAAAUGGGUUUUUCCUUCACAACAAGGAGAUGAGCAUCCUAAAUUCAAAUGUAAAACCUGACCAGGAUAGUCCGGAUAUUAUUAUAGAUACAAAAGGUGCCCUUAGUCCUGUGACAGACGAUACAGAAGUGGAUACUGGAAUACAUGUCCCUUCGGACAUUCCAGAGACUAUGGAUGAGGAUUCUACCUUGAGGGAUUAUACCGUAAGUCUGGAUUCUGAUUUGGAAGAACCAUCUCGAUUUCUGCAUGAAUAUGAUAGCAAGGGUGUCAACUAUAAGGAGCAAUUGAGUCCUUGUCCAAGCUCAAUAAGUGCCAAAUCACAAGCGGGUAGUAGUGCGUCUUCGAGUUCGGGAGUUAAAAUGACGAGCUUUGCGGAGCAGAAGUUUAAGAAGCUGAAUCAUACAGACAGCCGAAGUAGUGGAAGCAGUUCUCAGAAAACUACCCCAGAAGGUUCUGAGCUAAACAUUCCUCACGUUGUUUCUUGGGCUCAAAUCCCGGAGGAAUCCCCUCUCCCUCAGGGAAGAGACACAACGCAGUUGCUGGCCUCUGAAAUGGUGCAGCUGAAGAUGAAGCUGGAAGAGAAGAGGCGAGCCAUUGAAGCCCAGAAGAAGAAAGUUGAGGCUGCUUUCACAAAGCAGAGGCAGAAAAUGGGAAGGACAGCAUUCCUAAAUGUUGUGAAAAAGAAAACUGACGGGAUUUCACCACUUAGAGAAGAGGCAGCUGGAGCAGAGGAUGAGAAAGUGUUCACUGACAGCCAUAGGCUGAACGAAAAAGAAGCUCAGAAACCAGGCGAACAACUCAACAAGACUGCAGAGUUGAUAAAAGAAAGCUCUGAAAACACCCAGGCUAAAUGGCUGAAGUCUCCAAACACUCCAGGUGAUGCCGAGAAGCACUGUAAUUUAGUAAGUCCCUCAGAAGAAAACUUAAAUGAAGGUGACCUUUUGGAAUAUACAAAAUCUAUUGAGAAGCUCAAUUCUUCUCUAAACUUUCUGCAGCAGGAAAUGCAGCGACUGUCGCUUCAGCAAGAGAUGCUAAUGCAGAUGAGAGAGCAGCAGGCCUGGGUUAUUUCACCUCCUCAGCCUUCUCCUCAGAAACAAAUUCGGGAGCUUAAGUCUUCACUAAAGCUUAGUGGAUCCUCCUGUCCCAUUGCCCCAUUUUCAGUGGAAUCUCCUCGACCUUCCCACCAGUCCCCACAGUCAUCUUCUAGGAAGAAUUCCUCUCUCCCCAGUAAAAUCCAAAGGACUCCUAGGCCAAAUGAACUGAAAAUAACACCUUUGAAUCGCACGUUGACUGCACCCCGCUCUGUGGACAGCCUUCCUCGUUUGAGAAGAUUUUCCCCAAGCCAGGUACCCAUUCAGACUAGAUCAUUUGUUUGUUUCGGAGAUGAUGGCGAACGAAACCUUCUGAAGGAGGUCAAAAAUACAACGGAAGAGGCUGCUGAGAAAGAAGAAGCAGGUGAAAAAGAAACUGGGCAAAAAGUGGGUAAAGAACCAGUUGAGCAAAAAUCAAAGGGAGAACAGAUCAGACCUCUAGAAUCUACAGUGUCUGAAGUACUGUCACAGCCCAUUACUGAAACUGUCUGCCUUACUCCAAGUGAAGAGCUGCUGAACCCCCCAUUGUUUCCGGCACCUGCACCUAAAACUGCUAACCUCAUAGAAGUUUCCCUCACAGAUUUGAAGCCAUCAGAAAAGUCAGAAGACUCCAUUGAGAAAUCGGAGGGUGAGAGUGACAAAGAACAAUUGGAGGAUGACCAAAAAGUGUGUUGUGGAUUCUUUUUCAAGGAUGAUCAAAAGCCUGAAAAUGAUAUGGCAGUGAAACGAGCAGCGUUAUUGGAGAAGCGACUGAGAAGAGAAAGAGAAACUUUACUUCGAAAGCAGCAGUUGGAAGCAGAGUUGGAACAUAAGAAAGAAGAAACAAAGAGGAAGUCUGAGGAAGAACGGCAGAAGAAAGAAGAUGAAAGAGCGCGGCGAGAAUAUAUUAAGCAAGAAUAUAUGAGGCGGAAGCAGCUGAAACUCAUGGAAGACAUGGACAUUGUCAUAAAGCCCCGCCCCCACUCAUCCAAACAUAAGAAGCCACGUCCAAAAUCCAUACAUAGAGACCAUAUUGAGUCACCUAAAACUCCAAUCAAAGGUCCUCCAGUAUCUAGCCUUUCAUUGGCAUCACUAAACACAGGCGACAAUGACAGCGUGCAGUCAGGCAAGAGAACACCAAGGUCUGAGUCUGUGGAAGGUUUCUUAUCACCGAGUCGUUGUGGUAGUCGUAACGGGGAAAAGGAUUGGGAAAAUGCAUCGACAACUUCUUCAGUGGCUUCUGCUACAGAAUAUACAGGACCAAAGCUCUACAAAGAACCCAGUGCAAAAUCCAACAAACACAUCAUCCAAAAUGCCCUAGCUCAUUGUUGCUUGGCUGGGAAAGUAAAUGAAGGCCAGAAGAAUAAAAUAUUGGAGGAAAUGGAGAAAUCGAACGCUAACAACUUCCUAAUCCUCUUCCGGGACUCAGGCUGCCAGUUCCGAUCCUUGUAUACGUACUGCCCUGAAACUGAAGAGAUCAGUAAGUUGACUGGGAUCGGCCCCAAGUCCAUUAGCAAGAAAAUGAUUGAGGGACUGUAUAAGUACAACUCUGACAGGAAGCAGUUCAGCCACAUCCCUGCUAAAACGCUCUCUGCCAGCGUCGACGCAAUUACCAUUCACAGCCAUUUGUGGCAGAGCAAAAGACCGGUAACACCGAAAAAACUCUUGCCUGCAAAGGCAUAAUAACUUGGGAGGAUCCCUUGCUGCAAACAGUUGUGGCAAAUUUGCACUUCGUAUUUGCUGCCUAUUAGAAAAUAGGUUCCUAUUUGCCAACAAGACGUCUUUGAACUCAAAUCUGAAGAACAAGCUCUGUCGUCAUGCACAACUGGAAUGUAAACACAGUAUUGAAGAUGUAGAGAAAACUGAACACUUCGGUGAUUAGGCAUUCAUGUGCUCAUGGAAGAUUGAGUCACCAUUGGAGAUGGGUAUGCGCUUACACAGUUUAUAGGCUUCGUCUCCUCUCCAUUUUAAAACACUGAAUUAUUGAAUGUUUGCAAAUCUGUAGUGACUGAAAUUAAAGAAAAUUUACAUUUAUUGCCUUAUACUUUGGUGUGUUAUGCUUGUUUGGGAAUUUGCGUUUGCUCUUUAUAACUUUGCUGGGGAAAUUUCUGUCUUGAUUUGCCACACCGUUAAAUUUCUAGUGUCCUGCAGGUAACCAAAGGACACAUAGCUCUUUGCAAUGAAAUGGAGUUUUCCGUUCUUUUUCUGCUCUCAUUCAUUUCAAAGAGUUUUGCACAGAAAACGUUCCUGGUGGAGAAUACCCAGGACUGAAUGUGGCUAGUAUGUCUUAAACUCUGACAAGGAAAUGCCUGCCAUUUCUUGUUUUGCAAGGAAGCUUAUUUUCUUCAUCAUUGUUGUAAAGGUAUCACCAUUAUAUUUAAAAAUCCAUCAUGGCCCUGAUCCAGGGAAGCAUGAAGUGAGAUCUUUGUAUGCACUGGUCCUUUUGAGGUUUUGUUUUGUUCUUUUUCCUUUAACAGGAGUCUACCCUACAUUUCUGCCUAAACAGCUGUUUAAAUAGCAUCCCAAGAUUCAACUCGGGAGUACUACUUGGUAUAAGUGGGGAGCAGGGAAUGAAGUUAAACAACAUCACUUAAAAAUAUGCAAGCCCACACAUAUAUGUAAGGUAGAUCCUGGAAACAGGGUCCAUGUAUUGCUUCCAUUUCAAAAUCCUAAACAAAACAGUAUUAGCUGUAUUAAAACUAGAUAUUUUGUUUGAGUUCUUUUGAGAAAUUCAACAUGAAAUUUAUCUAGACAUGACUACUAUAUAAAAGCUAUUCUUAUGUGUCACCAGGAUCAUGCUAUCCAGGAUAUGGACCAAAGUAAAUUUUAUUCCGAGGCACAGAAGAGAUAGAUUUAAUUUUGUUAACAUAAAUAACUGUACUGGUUAGGAUACUGAAAUCCUGAGUGUACUGAAAUCAAGAAUGGCAAGGAUCCACAAGCUUAUGACAAUGUAAUAAUAAAAACAAUCACUAGGGCAUCUUUUUCAGUAUUUACAAAGGGCUGCACAUCUGAUUUCUUUAGAAAAGUAAGUUCUGUUCGGAAAUUGUUAUCAUUUUUUAAAGAAGCCUAUUCAAUGUAGGAAGUAUUGUUCUGGCAGGUUGAAAAAAGUUCUAACUUGAAACCUCCCCUUCUUCCUGUGAUUGCUUUUUGGGGGGGAACAUUUAUACACCAGAAGACUUAGUUAGGGAUAGGUGGGAGCUAAGUGGAACCUCAUUCUCAGGAAAAGACUUGAAUUACUGCUAAACCUGUUCCGUUUCAGUGUUGUGAGGAGUGUUGGAACUUAAAGACAGUAUUGAACUACCUGUCUGUAGUAUGUACUUUAUUAUGUGUCCUGCAAAGGAGAACUUAAAAUUCUGUACACUUCUCCUAUCAAACUGCUUCAUUUGGAGGAGGAGUAUUUCACUACAGUCUGCUUCUGUUCUUUAUAUAGAAGAUGUACAGGAAUGAGAAGUCCUUAAAUAAUUUAGAAAACAGUACUUUUUUUAAUUGUUAAAAGGCCUUAGGCAUCAAUGCAUCUGGGUUGUUUAUCAACGUUUUCUCAGAAAUGCAGUCAAUAUUUUACUGUAACUUAUGUUCUUAUAUUUAUGUAUAUUUGCUAAAACUGUACAAAAGAAUCCCCUUCCUGUUUUAAUAGGUAUGUGGCUCAAAUCUAUUUGUGGUUAGCUGACUUCUCCUGUUUGCAUGUAUAUGGACCAGGCUGUCUAACUCACCUUCUAUUUCAAGUGCAAACAUAUUGUGUAUAUUAUAUAUAUUUAAAAAAAAAUAGGAGAUAGAAGGUUUAUACAUUCUACCUUCUAAGCUUAUCCUCCCACUAAUGGCAUAGGCAAGAUUUAUAGCACACCCAUGUAAACAUACAACUAAGCUGAAACCAGCUCAAGUACAUCUAUGUUUGGGGAAAGAGCUACUUGAGCAUAAAUGGGAUAGACAAAAGGGGAAAUCGCAUGGAAGGUUUUUUCUUUAACUAAACUAUUCUUGCUUCAAAGAGAAAUGUAAUUAAAAGAUAUGUACCACCUACUGAUUCAUGCACACCUAUCUAAAGAGGAUGAUUGCUAAAAUGUGACAACAGAGGGUGUCAUUUUAAAAUAUUGAAUGUAUUACGCAUUUUGUCUACUGUUCAGAAAAAAGACAUCUGUGCAAUGUCUAAAGGUAGAAUGUGAAUAAUACAAUUAAAGGUUGAGAGUCUUGGGAUUAAAUUUUUACAGCAUACUAGGACAGUAAGGACAGAUUUUUUUCUUUCUUUUUAAGCUUGCAAAUUUUCUAAUGACAGUAUAUCUUCAUUUGAAAUCUUGUUUAGGAAAAGAAAAGCCUUUUGUGAAAAAGUCCAGUGUUUAUCAGUGACAUUAUCAGAAUACACUGGUGCUUUCAUCAGAGAAGUGUUGUUUUUAUUGUUUAUAUAACAGAAUUUGCCAAACAUCCUAAUUUCCAGGCCAGGUGUUUAAACUCUGACAGUCAUGGUGGCUACAGAAACCAUUUUUUAUGACUGUUGUUGUGUGUUUUUAAUUCUUUGGCUGUUUAAAGCCAAAUUCUGUUUAUUUAUAAUUUAAUGGGCACCGUCCGUUGAGAAAUGUACAGUGUAUUGUGUGCUUACUUGUCCACUUCUGUGGAGCGUUGCUACCCUUUUUUUUCUCUCAGAUGCUGUGCUGUAAGAUAUGGUCAUAUAGGUAUUUACCUAGUACAGUGUAGUUCUUCCCUUCCAUCUAAAUAAUAAAAAGCAU